Olea europaea var. sylvestris is the source of this 1290-nucleotide messenger RNA. Its product is annotated as NAC domain-containing protein 55-like. The transcript has 6 exons. Bases 1 to 1290 code for a protein of 429 amino acids. Gene Ontology annotation, biological process: regulation of DNA-templated transcription. The record is from RefSeq and is a predicted model, not a curated record. NCBI's taxonomy places the organism in Eukaryota, Viridiplantae, Streptophyta, Magnoliopsida, Lamiales, Oleaceae. Gene Ontology annotation, molecular function: DNA binding.
AUGGAGCCCAGGACUAAAUGGAACCGAACUGAAUUGGAUCAAAUAAAACAGAACCCAAACAGCUAUACAAUGGUCAUUCUGUAUGUGACAUCAAUAAUCUGUGUACUUCAUGAUUAUAUCUUGAUAAGUGUUGAUGAGAUUGAAGGAAAUAAGCAAAAAAAGGCAAUUGACAAAGGCAAACACGUUGUCAUGGCCGCACAAGAAGGUUCUACUUUUCAUGUUAUAGAAAAUAUUCCGCUCGGUUACCGAUUCAAGCCGACCGACAAGGAACUGUUACACUACUUGAACCUCAGGAUUCUGAAAAAACAUAUAUCGAUUGAUGCCAUAAAAGAUGUUGAUCUCUACAAGUACCACCGCAGCGAUCUUUGCCAUAAGUUUCUUUAUUUCUCGAUAACUAGGAAGUAUCAUAAAGGUGGUCGGCCGGACCGAACAGCAGCUGAUGGCUACUGGAAAGCCACUGGAGGCGACAUCAUUGUCCGAAGCAAUGGCCAAGAAGUUGGCCGGAAAAAGGUGCUCGUCUAUUAUGAAAGGAAAUCUGGUAAUAACAAUAAAGGAAAAAAGACUAACUGGAUAAUGCAUGAGUUUACGAUUCAUCAAAUGAAGGACGUUGCAUGUUCUUCUACAAAUGCAAUUCCAGAUGACAAGACGUUGGACAAGUGUAUAUGUAGAAUUUACUAUAGAACAUCAAAAUCAAGCAAAAACGUAGAGCAAGACACACGAAGAAAUAUGAUCCCAAUUCAAGAAACUCAUGCCCCUCGUGCAAAUUUGGCAGCAACAUUAUCGUAUCAUUAUCAUAAUCAUGUACCGGCAUGUAAUCAGUUGUCCUUGCAUGGUGCUUAUCUUCCAGACCAACAAGGAAGCAUUUAUGAUCAAUAUCAGUUGGUUCAUGAACCAGUUACGUACAUGCAUGGCGAAGUUGCAAUUCAGAGUAAUAUUCUUCCAUCUCCUCAACCUCUUGCGAACAUUCCUGGUGAUCAAUGCAAUGUCACUCAACCUGAGACCGGUAUGCAAAGCAAUGAUCAGUAUCGGCAUGGUGAUUAUGGUGAUGACUUGGAUUUCACGACUCCAUAUUUCUCGCCUCUAUUUGGUUUUUUGUCGCCAUUGGAUGAUAAUAUAAUAUAUUCUCUUUUCGCCGAUUCAUCCAAUGCCCAAUUAGAGUCUUCGCCAAUUCCACCUGGUCAAUCAAUUACACAAACACAUGGCGUUGUGGGUGGCUCGGGUACAAGUAAUUUUGCAGCUUCCACUGAGGACUUUUAUUUACCUUCUCCUCCAAUAGAAUGGUGUGAGUAA